GUCCGAUGAAAACCACGUAUGUCCAUUUUGCCGAUUUUGAGAUUUUUCGACGGAUUGAAUGUCCAGGUUCAUUUCCGUAUACAGCAUGCUUCACAUAUCUAAAUGGCCAAUGAAAAGUUGUGAAAUCAUGUCAUCUGAUUUUCACGUAUAUCCAUUUGGUGUCAAAGCUGUCAAUCACCCCGCGUAUCUCCCGCCCUGUGGAAGCAUCUCGCUGGUCUCGUGAAGUUUCAAGCUCAGUCAGCACUGGAUAGCCGAUUAACACUGUGAGGAUGUCUGUCUCUGUAAAGGAGCUGUGUGAAUUGAUGAACGUCAACUAUGAUAGGGCUGUUAUUGAGGCGAUUGCGAGGGUCAACAAUGAGGAGGAAGAUUCACUUGAAAGUGACAGUUCUCAGACAGCUGCCAAUGAGGAUUCUCUGGAAAGUGAUAAAGAAAAUCAUUCCGAAAUAGCUGCCAGUGAGGACCCACUUGAACACGAUCCAGAAAAUGAGCCGGAUUACACACUUGUCAAUGAAGGUGCCAUUGAUAAUCGGGGAAGGUCAAAGAAGAGGACCAACCCAGACACUUGGAAGGGUAACAUCCAGAAAAGGAAAAGAAUGAGGGGCCAAUUUUAUCUUGGACGGAAAAAAAAUGAAUUUGUCAUCAAAGAAGAAAGAAAAAUGGGCGGCCGGUGCCAAUCUGUGUCCUGCAAGAAAUCAAGCAAACUACACUGCUCCGAAAUUGAUGAAGGGAAGAGGGAGGAAAUUUUCAAAUAUUUUUGGGGGAAAUUGGAAUGGAAAGAGAGGAGAAUGUAUGUGAAAACAUCGGUGGAGGUGAGUGAUGUCAAGCGGCGCCGAACAGAAGCGGUUCAAUCUCGGAGGUCAGCAUCUCUCUCUUGUUGUUUAUGUGUAGAUGGUAAAAGGCUCAGAGUUUGUCAAAGGAUGUUCCUGUCUACACUUGGCAUCAAGCAGUGGACUUUUUUAAAAUGGGUUGGGCGAAGAGGGGAAAGUCCUGAGAAGAUGACGAGAGUGACUGUAAGGACAGAGGAGCAGGACUUCCUAAAGACCUUCCUUCUGGAUUUGCCAAAAGUUCCAUCGCACUACUGCAGGUCCUCCUCAUCAAAGAUGUACCUGGAGCCUUUCUUCAAGUCCAUCAGUCAUCUCCACACACAGUAUAAGCAAUCAUGUGCAGACCACAGUAUCCAGCCUCUGUCACGGCAAGUAUUCACUAACACCUUCAACGAUUUAAAUCUUUCUCUGUUCCAUCCGAAGAAAGAUCAGUGUGACACUUGCUGUGCCUUCAAAGCCGGGAACAUCGAGGCUGCCGUGUGGGAGGAACACUGUGUUAAAAAGGACGAUGCACGAGCAGAAAAGGUAAAGGACAAACAACUUGCAAACAACACCACCUUGGUUGCAUGCAUGGAUCUGCAGGGCCUUCUCCUGUGCCCAAAGCUUCAAGCGUCUGCCCUGUACUACAAAAUGAAGCUUGGUGUCCAUAAUUUUACCAUCUACAAUAUGGCAUCACAUGAAGCAAAAAAUUACCUUUGGCAUGAGGGUGAAGCUGGGGUCUCUGCCAACGAAUUCGCCUCCUGCAUUGUGGAUUACCUUGAAGCACACCCCACUUACAAUGAAUUCAUCCUUUGGAGUGAUGGGUGUGGCUAUCAAAACAGAAAUCUGGUCCUGAGCAAUGCCCUCUUAAAGUUUGCUACUGAGAAAAAGAAACGUGUGACACAGAAGUACCUUGAAAGAGGUCACACACAAAUGGAAUGUGACUCUGUGCACAGUGUGAUUGAGAGGAAGUUGAGAAACCGUGACAUACAUGUUCCAGCUGAGUAUGCUGCAGUUAUCCGAGGAGCUCGUUCCAGUCCAAAACCAUACGAGGUGAAGUAUGUUGGUUACAGCUUUUUCCAAGACUUCAGCAAAGUCAACAUCUGUAAGUCAAUCCGACCUGGUAGCAAAGUUGGAGAUCCUACGGUGCAUGACCUUCGAGCAGUCAGAUACAAUGUGGAUGGCAGUAUGGAGUUUAAAUUACUACACUCUGACAACUGGCAACCCUUCACAUCCCCAUCCCUGAGGAAGACGUGUGUCAUCGUGGCCCCACUCUAUACAUCCGCCCCAAAAAUUAAAGCCCUGAAGUUCAAGCACCUUCAAGAACUGAAACAUGUUUUACCCAAGGACUUUCAUCCAUUUUACAAUGCACUUGACCAUGAGUGA
Messenger RNA from Carassius gibelio (silver crucian carp), 2189 nucleotides. RefSeq lists its product as uncharacterized. The record is from RefSeq and is a predicted model, not a curated record. The transcript has 7 exons. The coding region runs from base 270 to 2189 and encodes 639 amino acids. Lineage: Eukaryota; Metazoa; Chordata; Actinopteri; Cypriniformes; Cyprinidae.